Messenger RNA from Panicum hallii, 907 nucleotides. RefSeq lists its product as uncharacterized. The transcript has a single exon. The record is from RefSeq and is a predicted model, not a curated record. The coding region runs from base 129 to 536 and encodes 135 amino acids. NCBI's taxonomy places the organism in Eukaryota, Viridiplantae, Streptophyta, Magnoliopsida, Poales, Poaceae.
CGCCAUCAGACGACACGAAAGCCAAUUCUCAUAAGCUACGGCGAAGUCAGGCAGACUCCGGCCGGACAAGUUUCCCGGUGCCAGAGCAGAGCAGAGAGAAAGCCAGCGAGGCGGCGGCAGCGUCGUCCAUGUCGGUGGGCAGCAAGUCGCUGCCGGCGCGCCGCGCCGACGAGGGAGGAGAGAACGGCGACGGCGCCGCAGUGAGGGACGACGAGGGGGGCGGCGGCGGUAGCGGGGGGAACAGGAAGCAGCAGAAGGCAGCCCGGUACGGCCGCUGCUUCUCGGGGCUGGAGCUCAGCAUCGGGCCGGCGCCGUUGAAGGACAUGGACGCUGGGAGGCUCAAGGACCAGAUCAGGAGGUGGGCCAAGGCCGUCGUGGCCUUUGCGCGCCAGAUCAGCUUCGGCUCGCCGAGGUCCGUGACCACGUCCAGCGGAGGCAACACGCCGCGGUCGGCCACGUUCCCGGCGGCGGUGUCCAGGUCCAGCCGCCUCGGUGGCGCCAAGAACGACGAGCCUCCGCCCGACAUGAGAGCUUGAUUGGACAAGAUUUGGCCUGCUCCCUGUAUAUAUAACAAGAAUUUACAGAGUAUGAGGUGCCGUAGCACGACAGCACUAGUUUGGUUUAUUCUUUCGUUUUUUUCCUUUUAUUCAAAAACAAAAUAAUUUGAUUCAUUCUUGCUUAGUUGCCAUAUGCUUCGUUGUUCCCCUUUAUUACAUUGUUAGUAAUUUCACCUUUGUUUGCUAUACUCUUCAUCCAUUUCUGGCCCUAGCCGGCAGCUCUUUCUUUUCUUCAAUCACUCUUUUACUACUUUUCAAUUGUACCUAAGAGACUAGUCCACGUACGCAAUACAAUUGUUAUCAUGUAAUAAUUUUGACUUGCUUGUAAGAGGUAACUACUUUUUUCUCGA